UGUUUACCUUGCGGCGGGCUCUGGGCAGGGCCGCGGGGGCUGUCCCGGCUGGGCACGGGGAUAAAUACGCCUCGGGCUCAAGGGCGCAGACUGCCACUACAGCUCCGCCGCCAUGGACCCCACCGCCUGCGUUCUAGUGCUCGCCCUGGCUGCCAUGCAGGCGGCCGGCCAGGGCCAGAUCCCGCUGGGUGGAGACCUGGCCCCGCAGAUGCUACGAGAACUUCAGGAGACCAAUGCGGCUCUGCAGGACGUGAGGGAGCUGUUGCGACAGCAGGUUAAGGAGAUCACGUUCCUGAAGAAUACAGUGAUGGAGUGUGACGCCUGCGGGAUGCAGCCCGCACGCACGCCGGGCCUAAGCGUCCGUCCAGUGCAGCUCUGCGCACCCGGCUUCUGCUUCCCCGGCGUGGUCUGCACGGAGACAGCGACCGGCGCGCGCUGCGGGCCCUGCCCUCCUGGCUACACCGGCAACGGCUCGCACUGCACCGACGUUAAUGAGUGCAACGCUCAUCCCUGCUUUCCGCGCGUGCGCUGCGUCAAUACCAGCCCCGGCUUCCGCUGCGAGGCCUGUCCUCCUGGCUACAGCGGCCCCACCCACGAAGGCGUGGGGUUGGCCUUCGCCAAGACCAACAAACAGGUUUGCACAGAUAUUAACGAGUGUGAGACCGGACAGCACAGCUGCGUCCCCAACUCCGUGUGCGUCAACACGCGGGGCUCCUUCCAGUGUGGCCCCUGCCAGCCCGGCUUCGUGGGCGACCAGACGUCAGGCUGCCAGCGGCGUGGGCAGCGCUUCUGCCCCGACGGGUCACCCAGCCCGUGCCACGAGAAAGCGGACUGCGUCCUGGAGCGGGACGGCUCGAGGUCGUGCGUGUGUGCCGUCGGCUGGGCCGGCAACGGGCUCCUCUGCAGCCGUGACACGGACCUGGACGGUUUCCCGGACGAGAAACUUCGCUGCUCAGAGCGCCAGUGCCGCAAGGACAACUGUGUGACGGUGCCCAACUCGGGGCAGGAGGACGUGGACCGAGAUGGUAUCGGAGACGCUUGUGACCCGGAUGCGGACGGAGAUGGAGUCCCCAACGAGGAGGACAACUGCCCGCUGGUUCGAAACCCAGACCAGCGCAACUCUGACAGCGACAAGUGGGGAGAUGCCUGCGACAACUGCCGGGCUCAGAAGAAUGAUGACCAGAAAGACACAGACGGGGAUGGCCGGGGCGACGCCUGUGACGACGACAUCGACGGCGACCGAAUACGAAAUGUAGCUGACAACUGUCCCCGGGUGCCCAACUUUGACCAGAGCGACAGUGAUGGUGAUGGCGUUGGGGAUGCCUGUGACAAUUGUCCCCAGAAAGACAACCCGGACCAGAGGGAUGUGGACCACGACUUUGUGGGCGACGCCUGCGAUAGCGACCAAGACCAGGACGGGGACGGACACCAGGACUCGAGGGACAACUGCCCCACAGUGCCCAACAGCGCCCAGCAGGACUCGGACCACGAUGGCAAGGGCGAUGCCUGUGAUGAUGACGAUGACAAUGACGGAGUACCUGACAGCCGGGAUAACUGCCGCUUGGUGCCCAACCCGGGCCAGGAGGACAAUGACCGGGAUGGCGUGGGUGACGCGUGUCAGGGCGACUUCGAUGCUGACAAGGUCAUAGACAAGAUCGACGUGUGCCCGGAGAACGCCGAGGUCACCCUCACCGACUUCAGGGCUUUCCAGACGGUCGUGCUGGACCCUGAGGGUGAUGCGCAGAUCGAUCCCAACUGGGUGGUGCUCAAUCAGGGAAUGGAGAUCGUGCAGACCAUGAACAGCGACCCUGGGCUGGCUGUGGGUUACACGGCCUUCAAUGGCGUGGACUUCGAGGGCACGUUCCACGUGAACACAGCCACUGAUGAUGACUAUGCCGGCUUCAUCUUCGGUUACCAGGACAGCUCAAGCUUCUAUGUGGUCAUGUGGAAACAGAUGGAGCAGACGUACUGGCAGGCCAACCCCUUCCGGGCGGUGGCUGAGCCAGGGAUCCAGCUCAAGGCUGUCAAGUCCUCCACGGGGCCCGGGGAGCAGCUCCGAAAUGCGCUGUGGCACACGGGAGACACGGCGUCUCAGGUGCGGCUGCUGUGGAAGGACCCUCGCAAUGUGGGCUGGAAGGACAAGACUUCCUACCGCUGGUUCCUGCAGCACCGGCCCCAGGUCGGCUACAUCAGGGUGCGGUUCUAUGAGGGUCCCGAGUUAGUAGCUGACAGCAACGUGGUGCUGGACACGGCCAUGCGUGGUGGCCGCCUGGGCGUCUUCUGCUUCUCCCAAGAGAACAUCAUCUGGGCUAACCUUCGCUACCGCUGCAAUGAUACAAUCCCUGAGGACUAUGAGAGUCGCCGGCUGCGGAGGGCCCAGGGCCCUUGAGUGGGGCCCUGCAGCCUGAUGGACCGUGGUGGCCCAAGCUGCAGGUGUUGGGGGUCUGGCCCGGGGAGGAAAGGAUAAUAAAGUAUGUAUGC
Molecule: messenger RNA, 2481 nt
Organism: Meriones unguiculatus (Mongolian gerbil)
Lineage: Eukaryota; Metazoa; Chordata; Mammalia; Rodentia; Muridae
Gene: Comp
Product: cartilage oligomeric matrix protein
Exons: 19
Coding region: 113-2389 (758 amino acids)
Biological process (GO): cell adhesion
Cellular component (GO): extracellular region
Molecular function (GO): calcium ion binding
Source: RefSeq, a predicted model, not a curated record